AGGCGCAAGCGUGCAUCAGGUGGAAGUUUUACAGGCGCACGUCUUGACAAGCAACAGAGUGCUGUAUACUCCCGCCCACGUAUUAUUCGACGUAUAACCACGUUUGUAAUCAAACAAACCUGACGAACAACGUCCUAUACUCCAGAUAAUGAAUUCUCCAUUUGUAAGCAAGUUUUCUGGGAACAUCGAACAAAAUACAGAAACCCGCUGAAAGGGCGAGCAUGAUUCUGACUGGAUCAGACCAUUUUCUAGCGGCAGCAUUCAGCUACGCUUGAUGGUGUCGUGUGCUGCAUACAAAUGGGAACGCAUAUUUACGGGUCAAUGGUUUCAGUACCAGUGGAAGCUACAGCGUUUCUGGGUGCUGUUGCUGGUUUUGGAGCACUUUUGUUGGUCUUGUUCCUUUAUCUGUCCCGGAAGUGGUGUUUCACGCCGUCUGCUUCUUCGACUCUUUUCGGGGGUGUUUGCGUACCUCUUUGUGAAUCCAGUAACAGUUCUAUAUCUCAACUGUCUAAGAACUUAGGCAAGGCAUUUUCUUACUCAGAUCCAGAAACAAGUUCAGACUCGGAAGAAGACGCUCUUCGCCGUUUAAAUUCUCCUAGACCACACCCUCCGCCGGAUACUCUUACCAUCCAAGCUGAAGAUGGACCCGCUGUCGUAGACGGAGGUACGACUUCCAGUAGUUGCACCGAAGAACACUCUCCUGAUCAACAACAGCAGUGUAUAGUAAAAGUCGGUUCCUCGAACAUUAUUCUGGACAAUAGAGAACAAGAAAGACAGAAGGAAGAGCACACUGCUCCAGCAAAUGAUGGAAUCGUACCGACGCCUGUUAUUACAGAUGAAGUUAGUAGCCUGGAAGUUGCUUUUAUGUAUGACGCACCGAUGCGUGAGAUGACGGUUCAUGUGUUACAAGGACGUAACUAUCCGUCCGGCAUAGGUGGUAGCCAAGUUCGCCUGGUAUUAUUGCCAUCUAAGAAACAACGCCGUAAAACAAAAGUUCGCCAGGGUACAGCACCACAAUACAUGGAGAGUUUCCUGUUGCCUAGAGUUAAUCCUGAGGAUGUAAAUGCUAUGGGUGUAAGACUGAGAGUUUAUUCAUGGAGCGGUCGAAUCCGGAGAGAAAGAUUACUUGGAGAAGCUAGAGUUUCUUUCGAUCAAAUUAAUCUUCAAGUGGAAACAACUUUGUGGCUGACAUUACAACCUCCACCAUCAUCCCCAGUUCAAGAAUGGGGAACGAGUAGCAGUCUAACCAGAAGUGAUUCCACUGGUUCUCAACAAUCUGUUCAAUCCUAUGUCUCACCAACUGUGCCAUCGUAUGGAAGUAGCAUGAAGGGUGGCAGCAUAGCUGAGAUUCUAAUUGGAUUAGCAUAUAACGGUACAACUGGGCGUCUAUCUGUGGAGAUUAUCAAAGGUUCUCAUUUUCGCGGUGGGGGAGGAAAUGACACGAGGCCACCAGAUACUUACGUUAAACUGUCCCUGGUGAAUAGUAACGGUCAUGAGAUGGGUCGUUCAAAAACUGGCCUUAAACGGGCACAGCCCAAUCCUUUAUAUAAGGAGACAUUCAUAUUUCAGGUUGCGUUAUUCCAACUGGGGGAUGUCACACUAUUCCUGUCAGUGUACAACCGUCGAAGAGGAGGAAUGGGCAGAAAGGGUCGGGAAAUGAUUGGCUGGCUUUGUCUUGGUCUAAACAGUUCAGGUGCUGAAGAAUUACAGCAUUGGAACGAUAUGCGUGCCGCGAGGCAACCCACUCAGGUGCAACGUUGGCAUUCCUUGCUACGUCCCUGAGUGAUGGAUCAUCGAAGAGUUCCUGUUACGGAUAAGUAUUCCUUGACAUAUGUAAGUCUCGUGCAGGGAACGUACUUGGGCGGCGAAAAGUUAUAUGCGUCGCAAAUAGGGAUGUGGUAUACAUGGACCAGUCCCCCGGAAGAGUUAAAAAAAAAGACUCCAAUUCAGGUUUCACACUACAAUCGACUUUUUUUACGUGGUAUUAAUCCGAGUUAUGAACUCCGAUACUGCGACACGUUCUAUAUUGAUCGUCCCUUUAAUAUUACUUUAGGACGAACCAAGGAGGAUGUUUUCCUUGAUUCGAGCUGGCUCAUAAUCACGAGAUACAACGACCGACACGUCGAUCCGUGACGUGAGCUCUCUGACUUUAAUCUGUGCCUGAGUCUCACUUUUCAUUAUUUUUACUUUGUGCCUUUCAUCCCUUAAUCCUUAAAUGCUUGUUCAUUCGAUUCGAGACGGCAGAUUUUGACUGUCAUAUUAAAUGAGUAUGGUUCGAGUAACGGAUUUUGACUCUGCAAAAAAGCUUCGUUUCUAUACAGGCCGUCGCGAGAGAAAUCUGAUGUGGUAGAUUAACUAAAAAAUGAAAAAAAAAAACUCAAUAACGCACAAUAAACUCGCAAAUGCACCGUAUAAAUGCAAAUGUGAUUUUAGUAACAGUAUGAUCACGAUCGAUUAUAACAAUGAACUACGAAUUGUAUAGACGUAGAGCGUCUAAUUAGGCAAAUAGUGGAGUAGUGAUAUAUUACUACUACGUAGGAGAUUAAAUAUUUGAUGAAACAGACGACUGAAUAACGGACAAACAGAUGCUGUGAACUAUCUUUUAACUUUAGGCAUUCGCGAAUUGUAAUCGUAGACAUUGUGGACAAUUUAAUUAUAU
This is a messenger RNA of Cephus cinctus (wheat stem sawfly), 2659 nucleotides long. RefSeq names its product synaptotagmin-14 (gene Syt14). The record is from RefSeq and is a predicted model, not a curated record. The transcript is spliced from 8 exons. Bases 298 to 1782 code for a protein of 494 amino acids. NCBI's taxonomy places the organism in Eukaryota, Metazoa, Arthropoda, Insecta, Hymenoptera, Cephidae.